UUUGAAACCAAUCAAAACAAUGAAAGUGAGUGAUAUUUGGAGAUUAGGAUUAUGUUUGAUUCUUUAUGUAUUAGGUGCUGUUAAUCAAGAUGCAAAAACAGCAUUGGCAUCAGAAUCUGAAUCUGAAUCUUCUUCUUAUUAUUCAUCCUCUUCGUCGAAGUCAAAGGAAGCGUAUGUAACCCUUUUAUACGGAGAUGAAUUCGUGUUGGGUGCACGUGUUCUUGGUAAAUCCAUUCGCGAUACAAGAUCCACCAAAGACAUGGUUGUCUUGGUUUCUGAUGGCGUUUCUGAUUACGCCAAGACUCUUUUACAGGCUGAUGGUUGGAUUGUGAAGCCAAUAAGUCUAUUGGAAAAUCCUAAUCAAGUGAGACCAACAAGGUUUUGGGGUGUAUACACCAAGCUCAAGAUUUUUAACAUGACUGAUUAUGAAAAAGUGGUGUAUCUUGAUGCUGAUACGAUUGUCAUCAAGAAUAUUGAUGUUUUGUUCAAAUGUGGAAAAUUUUGUGCCAAUUUAAAGCAUUCUGAAAGACUCAACUCGGGUGUUAUGGUAGUUGAACCAUCUGCAGAACUUUUCAACGACAUGAUUAGUAAAGUCACGACGUUGUACUCUUAUACUGGAGGUGAUCAAGGCUUUCUGAAUGCAUAUUAUGCUGGGUUUCCGAGUGCACGUGUUUUUGACCCAAAUAUUUCUCCUGAAGAAAUGGAUUCUAGACCAGUUUCAGAAAUGGAGAGACUUUCUACUCUUUAUAAUGCAGAUGUUGGACUUUACAUGCUUGCUAACAAGUGGAUGGUAGAUGAGAAAGAACUUUGUGUCAUACACUAUACACUUGGGCCUCUCAAACCAUGGGAUUGGUGGACUUCAUGGCUUUUAAAACCUGUUGAUAUAUGGCAGGAUGUUAGAAAUCACUUAGAAGAAUCUCUGCCAGGAACAGCAGGAGGCAGAAAUCCUCGAGACGUUCUUCUAGUCAAAUUUCUAUUUUUGCUCCCAAUAUUCAUUUUACUGUUCUGCUAUUAUCGAUCAUUUCUACAGACACGGUCUUUAUGCGAUCAUGCUAGACAUAUAUAUUACAAAUUUAAAACAGGAGGUGCACUUGCUUAUUCUACAGUAUCUUCGUCUACCAUUAAUUCUAGUCAACAGUUCCCUAAUGGUGCAAACUCAAUGGUGCCUGCCUUUCUUGGUGGGUUUUCUAUAUUAGUCUGUUUCAUAUCUGCGAUAGUGUCCCUUGGAUUUGGACUUUCCGUCGUGCCUAGGCAAGCGAAGCCAUGGACGGGAUUGAUUCUGAUGUAUGAGUGGAUAUUUACAAUUUUCUUUCUAUUGUUUGGAUGUUACUUGCACAUAAUAUAUAAAUGGGGAAGGAUGGUGGCAAAUCAAACAGGAAACCGCCCUGGAGAUUCAGAUUAUGAUUCUGAAAAAGGUCAUCAGAAGGCAUCUUGUGAUGUUGCACCAUGGUAUUAUGGGUUUGGGAUGGCCUUUCUGGCUGUUGCCACCCCUUUAGCGCCUGGUAUUUUUGGGAUUACAGCUUUAUUUGUAAGGUUAGGUUUGAUGGUCGUGGGAGGUUUAGUAUUUGCAUCUUUUAUGACAUAUGCCUCGGAACACCUAGCCAUAAGGUCAUUUAUACGAGGACUUGAAGAUAGGGAUACAUCAAGAUCAAGGAACAUAUGUGUUUUAUGCUGCUAAUCAAAAUUCAUAUCAACAACGAGGUUAUACAUUUGUAUCUUCCAUGAUAUGUGCCUUCGAGUACCUAGUUGCUGGAUGAUUGAUAAUAAGCCUUCAAGAUGAGGUUGCGUCAAGAACAUCCAACA
Messenger RNA from Erigeron canadensis, 1803 nucleotides. Its product is annotated as inositol phosphorylceramide glucuronosyltransferase 1-like. The transcript has 11 exons. Bases 20 to 1678 code for a protein of 552 amino acids. The record is from RefSeq and is a predicted model, not a curated record. Lineage: Eukaryota; Viridiplantae; Streptophyta; Magnoliopsida; Asterales; Asteraceae. Gene Ontology annotation, molecular function: glycosyltransferase activity.